This is a messenger RNA of Phycodurus eques (leafy seadragon), 954 nucleotides long. Its product is annotated as glutathione S-transferase omega-1-like. The transcript is spliced from 6 exons. Gene Ontology annotation, biological process: glutathione metabolic process. NCBI's taxonomy places the organism in Eukaryota, Metazoa, Chordata, Actinopteri, Syngnathiformes, Syngnathidae. The record is from RefSeq and is a predicted model, not a curated record. The coding region runs from base 117 to 836 and encodes 239 amino acids. Gene Ontology annotation, molecular function: glutathione dehydrogenase (ascorbate) activity; glutathione transferase activity. Gene Ontology annotation, cellular component: cytoplasm.
ACAAAUAAAAACAUUUUUUUUUCAGCCUCCGCGUUUUUUCCCCCUUAUAAUCAACGCAAGGUUCAACUCAUUUGUGUAACAAAUUUUCCUAUUCGCCGAACGACUUUACUGUAAAAAUGACAAGUGUAAAGUGCGUCUCCAAAGGUUGUGCCGCGCCCGGGCCCGUGCCAGCCGGCUCCAUCAGACUGUACAGCAUGAGGUUCUGCCCCUUCGCUCAAAGGACCCGACUGGUGCUGAACGCCAAAGAGAUCAAGCACGACAUCGUCAAUAUCAACCUGAGAGACAAACCCGAUUGGUUCCUGGAGAAAAACCCCCUCGGCCAAGUGCCCACCCUGGAGACGUCGGUAGGCGAGGUGAUUUACGAGUCUCCCAUCACCUGUGAGUACCUGGAUGAGGUGUAUCCUGAGAAGAAGCUGCUUCCUGAAUCUCCCUUCGGAAAAGCCCAGCAUAAGAUGAUGAUGGAGAAUUUUUCCAAGAUACCACCAUUAACCUACAAGAUCCCACUGGGCAGACUGAAAGGCGAAGAUGUCUCUGGACCUCAUACUGAACUGAAGCAAAGAUUCAGCAAAUUAAACGAGGACCUGGCGAAGAAGAAGACCAUGUUCUUUGGUGGCGAUUCUGUCACCAUGACUGAUUACAUGAUGUGGCCGUGGUUUGAGAGGCUGCAGGCCUUUGAGUUGAACGACUGUUUGGAGAGUGUGCCUGAGCUUAAGAAGUGGGUGGCGUGCAUGUCGCAGGACCCCGUUGUCAAAGACAGCGGGCACAGCAUGGACACCUACAAGGCCUACUACAAGACCUACCUGGAAGGAAAACCCAACUUUGACUAUGGCCUGUAGAGUGGAGACAACAGGCGCCAAUGCCUUUAACUGUCCAGUUUUCCUAUAUUUUUUUUCAUGGUUCUUGUUCACGUGUUGAGUCACACAUAUUGUUGAAUAAAACCUGUGUUCUACUCUG